AUGGUGCUCGCGGCCGUGGCACAAAUCAAGAGCACCGGCGUGAUCGCCGACAACCUCGCGCAAGCAGUCUCGGUGAUCCAGCGCGCCGCUCGCUCGGGAGCCAAAGCGAUCUUCCUGCCCGAGGCGACCGACUUUAUUGCGCCCACUGCUGCGGUUGCUGAGCUAACACGCUCUGCGGACAACGCUGAGUUCGUACGGGGCAUCCAGACCGCCGCGCGCGACGCGAAAGUGUGGGUCUCGGUGGGCAUCCACGAGCCGCCAAGUGCCGAGCAGGACGCAAGGGACAAGGUCGAGAACCGUGGACGGCUGCGCUGCUACAACACCCAGCUGCUGAUCGACCAGCAAGGAGACAUCCUCGACAAGUAUCGCAAGCUCCAUCUGUUCGACGUCGACAUCAAGGGAGGCCUCAAGAUCCUCGAAAGCGAUUCGACGCUCAAGGGUAGCCAGCUGUUGGCGCCGAGGCAGACGGCGAUUGGCAAUAUUGGGCUGCUGACGUGCUACGACCUGCGGUUCCCUGAGCCGUCGCUGUCGCUCAGACGCCAGGGUGCACAGGUGCUCACUUAUCCGUCGGCCUUCACCGUGCGCACCGGCGCCGCACACUGGGAGACGCUGCUGAGGGCAAGAGCCAUCGAGACGCAGAGCUACGUGCUGGCGGCGGCGCAGGUCGGCGCGCACGACAGGACCAAACGUGUCUCGUGGGGCCACGCCAUGAUCGUCGACCCAUGGGGAUCCGUCAUCGCGCAAGCUCCAGAUAUCCAGCCGUACAAGGCCACCUACUGCAUGGCCGACAUCGACCUCGAGGCGCUCGAAAACACGCGCCAGGAGAUGCCGCUGUGGCACCAGCGCCGCGACGACAUCUUCCCGCAGCUGUGA
This is a messenger RNA of Moesziomyces antarcticus, 873 nucleotides long. RefSeq names its product carbon-nitrogen hydrolase. The record is from RefSeq and is a predicted model, not a curated record. Bases 1 to 873 code for a protein of 290 amino acids. The transcript is spliced from 3 exons. Gene Ontology annotation, molecular function: hydrolase activity, acting on carbon-nitrogen (but not peptide) bonds, in linear amides. NCBI's taxonomy places the organism in Eukaryota, Fungi, Basidiomycota, Ustilaginomycetes, Ustilaginales, Ustilaginaceae.